CGCACGCUAUGCGGACUUCGUCGUGAUCUACGAAUUGUGGGACGGUAUAUCGUUUCUUUAUCUUUCCGUCUCACCCUUUUCCCCUUUCAUCCCUUACGUCCUUCUUCUCUUUAUUCGCGCCCCCGAUUUAAUCAUCCCUUCGGCCAGGGCGUCGUGACGAAAGCUGUGAUUCGCUUAUCGCGGGGACAAAUGUGCACGGUGGGCAGCAGUGUGACAUAGUGCGCGGAAGUAGGAGACGAAGAGAUCGGCAAGUGGGCAGAGGAGCGAGGAACGCGGGAAGAGGAGGAGCAGAAGGUGGAUGACGAUGAUGAGGGGGCACAGGAAGAGGGCGCCGAGCCCUGAUGCAUUCGCAUCUUCUACAUAGGGGGUACCAUCGUUCCGUCUCUUCGACGUCCGACGUCUGACGACGAGCAGCAAGCACGCCGAGGACGACGACGACGACGACGACGACGACGACGACAACGACAACGACGACGGCGACGACGGCGACGACGUCGCUUAGGAGUAUCCAGCACGAAACCAGCACUGCCGUUUGUUCUCCGAGAUGGCGGACGAAAAGGAGAAGCAGACGUUCUUGCAGAAGCUGCUGUUUUACACGACCGCGUUCUUCAUCCUCCUCAGCACCUUCAGCCUCUUCGCCUUCCUCUUCUUGGUCCCCUUCGUUAUCGACCCCGCCUUCACCACCAUCUUCAUGCAGUUCGAAACUCGACCCGCCGAGUGUGUCACCAUCGAUGUUGAAUCCAGAAGAGGUACGAGCAAUUGCUCAUGGACAUCCUGUAGAGAGGGUUGUACUAAGGAACUGUACGAUUGCACGCAAAUACGCGUCAAUUAUAAACUACCGGAUAACACGUCCGAUGGGGCGGACGGGGGAGGCAGAGCGGUAGGAGGUGUCGAGGAUGACGAAGAGAACAAGCGGAUGCCUCGUUACGAGCGUUCCUUAGGCGAGUACAUCGAGGACCUCGACGAGAAUUUUGCUAUGGAUGAUGAGAACGGACUGCCGAAAUCUUUCCCUACAGGUCUCAUGGGCAACGACUCCGUGUGGUACUUCACCGGGGCCAAGCUGUUCCCCAACGUAAAAGGCUGUGGAUACCCUCCAAUGCUGAAUUGCAGUAUUUUCUACCGGCAGUACGCCAACAUAGGGCAGAACUUUAGCUGUUACUACUCGAAAGUGGAUCCCGGGAUAGUCAUCAGCGACCUCGACAUGUGGCAGGUGUAUAUGAAUCUUGUGUACGCGAUGGCGAUUCCGAUACCGUCUUUCAUAAUCUCGGUGAUAUACCUCACCAUCGCCUACUUCAAGAUCUACAACGAAGACGAGGUAGUCCUCGUAGGUGGUGAAGAGGGUGAGGAAGGGGAAGAAGGGGAAGGCGCCGAUACACCCUUGCCACCCACUAGCGGUGCAUUGACGCCCGGAAGUGAAGCCUUCAGGGAAGAUUUGGCGAGCUUCGGGCACCAACUCAAGGUCGCAAUGGCCGACGACAUCAGCAGGGAAAGUCUUGACGGGAUUCCUAACUCGCUCUCCGUUCAGGGAAACUUGAACAAGACGAUGACGACGAGUAUCUCAACUCCCCCUGGGCCGACGGCAGCAGUUUGAAGCGACAUUUUCAAGGUCUGAAUAAUAUCUCGUGGAGACCACAUUAGGCGAUAAUUCAUCGCCGUCCGUAAAGAAGCAAAGGCGUUGGCCGAAGAAGCUUUCUUGAUCGAGGAAGGAUGAGGAAGAGGAGCCAAGUUAUCUUUCUGUCUCAGGAUCGACUAAAAUCCACCCUCGCGAUUCACGGAGUGAACCAGAGGCAAACUCGGUACUUUCUUGAGACACUCGAAUCGUACGCGAUAACACGGCGAUUCAAGGAAACCUUUGACGAAUCUGCCAUUUCUCUAUUGUAAAAAUCUGUCCCCAUUACAAGCGCCGACUAUACUUGCAGUCACGAUAUUUCGCGACGUACUUUUUCCUACUCGAUAAUAGCUCAAUAAUUGCGAAGUCGUGCGUAUAACUCUGUCGCAACUCGUGCCAGAGAGGCAGCAGCAGUCCCUCUCAAACGCUGGUAUCUUCAGCGCGAUGCUCGUAUGCGCCAGAAAAGUUCUUCGUUUCUUGCAAAUGUUUAAACGUUGGCGGCGCGGUCGUUAUACCGCCCGCCAAAAUUGAUUUACCUCGCACGAUGCCUUCUUCGUAGCUUGUCUAAGUACGAUUCGCGAUCCGAAAUCAAUUCGCGAAUCCCGUGCCUGUAUAUCGCAUCCUUGUAAACACGAAGAAUCUGUCCUUACUGUCGUAUACGUAGCGUUCGGGAUACACCGUAUAUUUUUAAACGAUUUUCCACGAUGUAUCCGCGAUGGUAGAUGAUCGUUCUGCGUAAAGAGGAAAUAAAUCGGUCGCUCUGAAAAUGGCGCAAGUCUUGAAAAAAGUUAAAGUCUGCACUAUUCCUGAAUUACAGAAAUGUAUAAUGAUUAAGUUGCAAAUUUAUAUGUAAUAAGCGAUAAAUUUUCAACGGCGGAUUAUAAAUCUGCCUGUGUGCCAGCCGUAAAUUUUUGGAAUGUACGUCUUCAUCCAUGCGGCACCAAGUUGCGGACUUUAAAGAAGCUUAUUUUUACGUAAGUGAUAAAUGUUUUCUGUCUCUAUCGCAUCUCUCUCUCUCUAUGCCCAUUAACUGAUUAAAUCUCAAAGUUACUAGACUCGUGCCAUUCGCAAAACGACUGAUGCAAACUUGCAACGAAGCGCAUACCGAGUACACGCUUCCUCUGGUUCACUCAACGAUACCGAACGGACGUCCAUCUGGGGAACGCAGAGGAGGAAAAACCGCGUGGCGAGGUUCUACUCGCGGCAUCACGCGCUAUCUGUAUAUUAAAGUCACGAGUUUAUAGCUAUGAACUUAAAGAACUUAAUCAGUAAAACUAUGAGCUAAAUACCGUUAAACGUUACGAGUAUUAUCAGGUAAUUCGCUUGCUGUGUGAUCAUGAUGCGUCCACUCGCGUGCAUCGUUAGACACUUUUAUCAAACACACCGACAUCACGUCCGUUCCACUUUUAUCUGGCGACACGCUUUUGCAAAUAAAAAAAAAACGCGCGAUUCGCAAGUGUCCACCCCCCGCACCCCGUUGCGGCCUCGUCCAUAUACUAUGAUCUCCACACGCACAAAUUCUAACGGUUUUCAGGUACCUGACCGACACGUACGGAGAAACGUAGGUACCUUCGCGAGUCUUACGACUGCUACAUAUGCGCAUUUAAAUCGAUAUGAGUGCACAAGGCGAAGAAACGUUCGGUAUAUAACGGAGACAGCUUCUCUCGAGAGAAAAACCCGAGAUAUGGCCUGUUGUUUUUGCAGGUGCGCUUUCUGCAUUCAAACGAGGCAAAUUAUACGCUAUUCCUUCAGGAAGAAAUUAAGAAGAGAGAAAACAGGUGUUAAGAGCAUAAUUAAAAAGAGCAGACUCAUUGUCACUAAAUUGUUUCUUUUUCAACAAUAUGUACAGUUUGCUUAUUUUAAUAUUAUAUUUGACAAAAUUGAGCUGCUCUGCACACAAGUUUUAACGGACAUCCCUCAAAGGGUGAAACGUAUUUGGAGCGCAAUGGUUGAAAAUAAAUUGUAAUCUCGAUAAAAAUAUCAGUCGUAAUAAGGUUCGUGCUAUUUCUCAGGCUUAAAAAGGACGGCUUGUCUUAUUAUCGUCUCAAUGUCGGCCGUGAACAUAAUUAGCUAUACGCUACAUUAUGAUUUUAGCGUUAACAUCGCCUGGGAUAUCGACCAAACGUUUGCCGCAUGGAAACUAAUCCUGGAAGUAAUACUUCGAAAUGCCCGUGAGCAUUUAGUUAUAGUGUUUGUAUCGAAAAACUUGGAAGACUUUACUGAAAAUAUAUGAAUUAUUUGAUUAUUUACAACCUGGAGGCUCCAUCUUUGAAAAUAUUGGUGUUCCACGCGGCAAUAAACUGGGCGAGAUGCGAAAAAAGACCAUAUGUAAUUAUCACUCGACAUCUCGGUUACGUCUCUGGAAUUCGUGCUAUUUCUGCAAUCAUACACACAUCGAGCAAUACCUACACAUAUACACGAUACAUCACCGUGAAAGGCACAGUCUACACACAUCGGUAAUCUAUGGGGAAAAAAAGAUAAUUGAAUUGUUUUUAUGGAUUAAGAACAAGUUGUCUGUGAUCUACAAUAAUUAAAAGAAUAUUUAAUAAGUAUUAACAGAUAAAAAUAUAAUUGAAAUAAUAUCGAUAAUGUUAAACGAUGGAGGAAAGAAAUAACCGAAGGGCGAUCGGAUUUUAUUGGUACAAGUUGAGCGCAGGUUUCUCGUGGCAUUGGUUGAGCAAUACGAUAGUAAGAGGAAUAAAAUAUCGCAUAAAAAAUUAAGAUCACCGCAAAGGAAUUCUAGAAGAAAAAGAGGUAUAUAUUACAUAAAUUACAACAAAUAGAGACUUAUACGAUAGAGCACGCAACGUGUGAACAUUUAAAUCGCUACUGUUAAUCUGUACUAACUUGCGAUAUUAAAAAAGCAAAAAAGGUGCGUGCUGCGUUCGGAUAGUACCAAUAAAAAUAAAAUAUAUAUAUAUAAAAUAUAUUAUAUGUUACUUGACCGUCGCGGCUAAAAGUAUAUAGGAUUAGAUAGAUUUAUAGAAGCGCAAAACACCAAAAAUCGUUCCUUCCACCCGCUCCGGCCGUGUAUUCGAUUUUAAAUAUAUCACAUUUCAUGUGUGAAGUCAAAGCUCUGUGAAUUUAUAAAAAGCGCACCUCAGAACGCAAUUAGCAUUGUCAUCUUAUUGAAUGAAGGAAAGGAAUUAUAUACAUGCCCGUAUUAUCACCGAAUAAGUUGUUCAACGAGUGUUGCGAAAGAUAUUCGAGAUAAUUUUUCUACAGUUCUGGCACACACGAAAGGAACGUGCAAUAUCAUCGUCGUCUUUAUAUUUAUGUACAUUUUAAUUAUUGUAAAUUUUUCAAUAUUAUUAUCGAACUAUGAUCGAUUUCGUGUGAAAGUGUAUAUGGCUUUUUCUGCGGUUAACAAUAAAAUGUUUUGU
Messenger RNA from Trachymyrmex cornetzi, 4992 nucleotides. Its product is annotated as UPF0769 protein C21orf59 homolog. The record is from RefSeq and is a predicted model, not a curated record. The transcript is spliced from 6 exons. Gene Ontology annotation, biological process: regulation of cilium movement; regulation of sodium ion transport. Lineage: Eukaryota; Metazoa; Arthropoda; Insecta; Hymenoptera; Formicidae. Gene Ontology annotation, molecular function: sodium channel regulator activity. Gene Ontology annotation, cellular component: plasma membrane. Bases 545 to 1591 code for a protein of 348 amino acids.